Messenger RNA from Ochlerotatus camptorhynchus, 1268 nucleotides. RefSeq lists its product as uncharacterized. The annotation marks the transcript as partial. The transcript is spliced from 2 exons. The record is from RefSeq and is a predicted model, not a curated record. NCBI's taxonomy places the organism in Eukaryota, Metazoa, Arthropoda, Insecta, Diptera, Culicidae.
CAAAUUGGGUCUCGGUAAGCUGCACGUCUCCUCUAGCCACCACAAGAAGCGAUUAGCGGUUGAGUCCCGCCACCACGGUCGACCCGAUGACUCACAUAUGUUCGUGAUCAAGCUGCCACCGAAUCCCUACUACUACACCAACAAUGGACCGGUUCCGGCGCCGAACGCGAUCGAGGAUGUAGGCAAAAAGGUCCCAGUGGGAUUCAAGUCAAACGGAAAGCCCGGUCGCAUCUAUCAUUGGAAUAUCCCCGUACUGAAGAAAAUCCUCGGAAACAAUCAAGGACGAAACCCUAAUUCGCGCCAUCAUGACAACAUUGACGAGCUGAUCGACAUUAAGGAUAUUCCAACGUGGAGUAAACCAUGGGAGAAUGAAGCGUUGGAUAAAUCGUUAAUCAAAUUCAGCGCUGCAGACCAUGCGGAGAAACUUCAGAAGAAGAAAUCUCCGACGUAUUACGCACCUAUCAAGGCCAAAAAAAGUGCUCAUGGAAAGAUCUAUGCAAGCAAUGGCAAACCACAGAGCUUCUACGUGAUUGAGAAGAGCCUCCAAAAAAAUCUGAAACCCAUUCAACAUCACAAACUGAUUCCGUAAGAGGAAUUACACCGAUAACGAUCUUCUUGCCAGUUUGUCGAGUAGUAGAGGAUGGAGAAUAGGUAGUAAAUAAGGGAGGUUAAAUCGUGUAACUUGAAGCUCACUGCGAGCAUAUAAAACAACGUACACACACAUUGAGCUUUAUGAAUAAUACAAGAGAGCUUUUCUAUAGAAGAAAAGGCGUUACGAGGUCUUUGGUUGGUGUCUUUGGUGAUCGUUCAUCGAGUCGUUCGUGAGAUUGAUCGAUUUCGAUGGAAUAGUUGCAAAGACAGCAACCGAAAUGGUCAUUUUUCGGAUCAUAUUUAUUUUUAUCUCAGCUAAAUCUGGGUAUUAACGAACGAAAUAAAUGCGCACAUUUUUAAUAUUAAUAACAAAUAAUUUUAAGAUUAUAUAUAGAUAGCUAGGCGUAGAUCUUUAAUCGAAAGCAAUUGAAAGACUAAAAUUUUUAUGGUAGUAUUUAAGGGAAAUGUAAAAUACAUACAAAAUAUUGACGAUAACGAUAAGAAUUAUCAUCGCUUCUACGGAACUUAACAAGAUUUUGGACUUCCAUUUCUCUAAUGUUUAGAUACUGCAAGACCGGUUCCAAGUGCAUCAUUCCAAUUCAGUGAUAAAUUUUGUAAAAAUAUAUCUCGUAACAAAACGUCUUUACACGUUUCAUAAUAAAUACAUUUUUAAAAUA